UGGUGAUGCAACAAGUUUCUAGGAAAGCGCUACCAGAACUAGACAAAAUGGCUUGCGCAGCAGACAGCUGCAUACAAUUCACACGCCAUGCAAGUGAUGUUCUGCUCAACCUGAAUCGGCUGCGCAACAGAGAUAUUCUCACAGAUGUCACGAUUUUGGUGAACAGACAGCAGUUUCGUGCACACAAGACCGUUCUCAUGGCUUGCAGUGGGCUGUUUUACACCAUCUUUACUGACUCCCACAAGUGCAACCUUAAUGCAAUCAGUCUGGAUCCCAAAGUAGACCCAGAGGGCUUCGCCAUCCUGCUGGAGUUUAUGUACACCUCCCGUCUCACACUAAAGGAAAGUCUGAUCAUGGCUAUCAUGAACACAGCCAUCUACUUGCAGAUGGAUCAUGUUGUGGACACCUGCCACCGAUUCAUCAAGGCCAGUGAUCCAGCUGCCAAGCUGCCCAGAGAUGAGUUUUUGGUCAGUCCCUUGGUUUUACCUCAGGAUGUCCAUGCAUACCGGCCCCAUGAUGUCGUUGACAGUUUGCACAGCCGUGUAGCUCCGUUUAGGGAUGGACGGCCCUACAGCUCCAACAUCUUCAACGGGGUCAGCACCCCCAGCAACUACCAUCUCUACGGGCAGUUUCCCAUGCCAGGAUUCCCCUUCCCUCUCUGCAAGCUGACUGAUGCCAAAAACGCUUUCGCAGACCUCUCUAAGAGCAGUAUCCACCACAAGCAUUGUUCUCCGCAUGACAGCGCCAACACCAUCAGGGCAGAAUACACCAGGGCAGUUGGCAGCAGCUCCUCCAGCAUUAUUCACUCCACCACCUACGCUUCCAGGGAGUUAGCGAGAGACAAUGAGAUAAGGAAGGAAAGCCAUGAGGGGGUCAGCAGGUCUAUCGGUCUCGGUACAAGGAAGCGUAUGUUUCCUGUGUUAAACCUCGAGCACCAGAAAGACUCCGGCAAAGAGCUCGCUCCUCAGGCAGAGGAAGACCUGAUCCAUCAGCACUAUCCACUGGGAAUCUCCUCCGCUGGACGCAAGAGCCUCAUGAGCAGCCCUCAGAGCCCCCUCAAAUCAGACUGCCAGCCCAACUCGCCGACUGAGUCCAGCAGCAGCAAGAACGCCGGACUCUCCCAAGCCGCCGGAGUGCAAGCCCCGCAAGGCACGCAGGAACCCAAAGCUCGGAACUGGAAGAAGUACAAGUUCAUUGUUAUGAAUCAGAGUGCUAAGGAAGAGGAGGUGGGGCUGCGGGAUCCUGGGCUCCGGUCUCCUCAGCACCUCGGUCUGCAACCCUACCUCCACCCCAGUGACUCGGAGAACCUCGACCCACAAACCAUAAGCAAGAGCAACAAUCACAGCGAGGAUCCGCCGGUGCCCCAGGCUAGUCGUCUUAACAACAUCAUCAACAGUGCACUUGAGGGCUCAUUGAGGAACGGUGACAGCCACGCUCCUCACUACCUGAGCCGCUUGAACUGCUCCUCCUGUGGCGCCCAGCCCCCCCAGCACUCGGAGGUCUGCCCCAACACCUCUCGCUCCCGGCUGGCAGAAGACAUGACAGAACUGCACUCAGAAUACUCUGACUCCAGUUGUGAGAACGGUACUUUCUUCUGUAACGAAUGUGACUCCAAGUUUGCGGAAGAUGAGGCACUGAAACAACACAUGCUUCAGGUGCACAGCGACAAGCCAUACAAGUGUGACCGCUGCCAGGCCGCUUUCCGCUAUAAGGGCAACCUUGCCAGCCACAAGACUGUCCACACAGGAGAGAAGCCGUAUCGCUGUAAUAUCUGUGGUGCUCAGUUUAACCGACCAGCUAACCUCAAGACUCACACUCGCAUCCACUCAGGAGAGAAGCCAUACAAAUGUGAGACGUGCGGAGCUCGUUUCGUGCAGGUAGCCCAUCUCCGUGCCCAUGUGUUGAUCCACACGGGGGAGAAGCCAUAUCCCUGUGAGAUCUGUGGAACACGCUUCCGUCACCUGCAGACGCUGAAGAGCCACCUUCGUAUCCACACGGGAGAAAAGCCCUACCAUUGUGAGAAAUGCAACCUGCACUUCCGCCACAAGAGUCAGCUCCGGCUGCAUCUUCGUCAGAAGCACGGCGCCAUCACUAACACAAAGAUCCAAUACCGGAUGUCCACGGUUGACAUGCCCACCGAUUUGACGAAGGCGUGCUGAGCCACAUUAAAGGAACAGUUUCAUUGGAGGCAAUCUUGACCUUGGCAUUUAAAGACCCCAACUUGUACAAUCAUCCAAAAUUGUAGUGCCACACUGUGUUCAUUAGACAAAUAAAUUGGCUGUGUACGCCACUCUAAACGGGUUUCCACUACAUGUGAACGUAGAGCCACAUACGGCAUCUUAGUCACUUUAUUGUUUCUAUAUAGAUAUAAAUAUAUAUAUACAUGUAUGUAUGUUGGGAGUGUUUCUAAGCUUUGA
This is a messenger RNA of Limanda limanda (common dab), 2417 nucleotides long. It is a transcript of the gene bcl6aa, whose product is annotated as BCL6A transcription repressor a. Gene Ontology annotation, cellular component: nucleus. The coding region runs from base 6 to 2159 and encodes 717 amino acids. Gene Ontology annotation, molecular function: DNA-binding transcription factor activity, RNA polymerase II-specific; RNA polymerase II cis-regulatory region sequence-specific DNA binding; protein binding. The record is from RefSeq and is a predicted model, not a curated record. Gene Ontology annotation, biological process: regulation of transcription by RNA polymerase II. The transcript is spliced from 9 exons. NCBI's taxonomy places the organism in Eukaryota, Metazoa, Chordata, Actinopteri, Pleuronectiformes, Pleuronectidae.